This is a messenger RNA of Vitis vinifera (wine grape), 2553 nucleotides long. RefSeq names its product probable protein S-acyltransferase 4. Bases 790 to 2106 code for a protein of 438 amino acids. Lineage: Eukaryota; Viridiplantae; Streptophyta; Magnoliopsida; Vitales; Vitaceae. Gene Ontology annotation, molecular function: protein-cysteine S-palmitoyltransferase activity. The transcript is spliced from 6 exons. The record is from RefSeq and is a predicted model, not a curated record. Gene Ontology annotation, cellular component: endoplasmic reticulum; Golgi apparatus. Gene Ontology annotation, biological process: peptidyl-L-cysteine S-palmitoylation; protein targeting to membrane.
UGACACUACAUCCGUUACAUUUCAGGAAUUCAUUUCUAAAAAUAUUUUCUCCAUUUCCAAAUUUACAUGCUUUGACAGAAGGGUCACUUGGGACUUGGGAGUGAGUCUGCAACAAUACCCUGUUUUAUAUCUUUGAUGAAUUUCAACCCUCAGCCAAAAAGAACUAAAAUCCCACCAAAACAUUCGCAAUUCAACAAGGAAAAACGGCAUAUACUUGUUCAAUAGAUCAUUGUGAUUUAUUCACCAGCAAGGAAGCCUUAUCUCAGGGAUGUAACAACUACCCAAGAAAAGGAAUUUCUGAAAAUGAGUUCAAGAAAAGGCAUAUACUCUUGCGGUCUGGUACCAACAGAGAAGGAAACAAAAAAAGGGGGGCACGGGCAUGAGGGGAAGGAGGAAAGAGAGAAGAAAGGAAACCGCGUGGAGACAAAUUCAAAAGGGAGAGAAAAGGGGAUGUGAGUAGUUGUGAGUUGUGAGUUGUGACAGCACGUUAGCUGUGUAUGAAAAUGAAAAUAUUGUUAUAAUAUUGCCCGCGAUAAAGGCGCUUCAAAAUUGAAACAUCCGCCGAGCCCAUCGUUGCCAUAUGCCACCCCACACAGAAAGAGAUAUACAAAGAAUGGUGACUUCCUUGGUUUAAUCCGUCUCACAAAAUUCUCCUCACAGAGGCAUUGGCCUCUUCUGGGUGUGUUGUUGUUGCUUGCCUAUGCCAUCCACUGUUCAUGGGUUAUGCAGAGGAUGAUCUGAAAUCAUUAUUUUUCUUGUGAUUUGUUGUGAAGGAAAGCAAGAAAAGAAAUGAUUGGGAGCACAGAUCCUAAUCUGGGUAUUCCUUGUUCCUCCAAAGCCGCAGACCGGAGCAAGCCCAAGAGGCUGUAUCAAGUCUGGAAGGGGGCCAACAGAUUUUUCUGUGGUGGAAGAUUGAUCUUUGGUCCUGAUGUGGCAUCCCUCUUUUUGUCCACACUUCUAAUUGCGGGCCCUGGAAUAGGUUUUUGUUUAAAAAUCCAUUACAAGAUCAAAGAAGAUGAUGAUGAUUAUGGUCGAACGUUCGCACAUCACGUUGUAUGGUAUUCUAUAAUGGCUGUGGGAGCAUUUCUCACUAUUUUGGAUUUAAUGUUUCUCUUUGUGACAUCCAGUAGAGAUCCUGGAAUAGUCCCUAGAAACUCAAAGCCUCCUGAAUUAGAUGAAGCAUUUGAUGUAACAACCCCAUCUAUGGAGUGGGUCAAUGGUAGAACCCCUCAUUUGAAACUACCUCGAACAAAGGAUGUUCUGGUGAAUGGCCACAUAGUGAAAGUGAAGUACUGUGACACUUGUUUGCUUUAUCGUCCUCCUCGUGUUUCUCACUGCUCAAUCUGCAACAACUGUGUUCAGAGAUUUGAUCAUCACUGUCCAUGGGUUGGUCAAUGCAUUGGAAUACGCAACUAUCGGUUCUUCUUCAUGUUUAUAUCAACAUCAACCAUCCUGUGCUUAUAUGUCUUUACAUUUUCCUGGAUCAUCAUUAUUCAAGGAAAGGGCGAUGAUAUUUUGAAGGCUAUGGGAAAUGACUUCUUGUCAGAUUUUCUCAUUGUGUACUGCUUCGUGGUCAUCUGGUUUGUUGGUGGCCUUACAGUUUUCCAUUCCUAUCUGAUUUGCACGAACCAGACAACGUAUGAAAACUUCCGGUAUCGAUAUGAUAAGAAGGAGAACCCAUAUAGUAAAGGGAUUAUAAAGAAUCUCAAAGAAACUUUUCUCUCUAAGAUUCCACCUUCAAUGAAUGAUUUUCGAUCAUUAGUGCAGGAAUCCGAACCUAUGGUGGUUGAAUCUAUGACUUCCAAUCCUGAGGGAGGCAUCAUGAAUUUGAAAGAGAAAAUCGACAUAGAAAUGGGAGCUAAGCUUGCAGAAGAAAAUGGGUUUCGACUUCCUGAAAUUUUGAGAAAUUUGGAUUAUGAUGGUGUGGAUGAUAAUUUGAAAAGCAGGGAUGAAGAAGGAAGAAUUUCUUUUGACCCGUAUUUUUCUGCUGAACAAGACGAAGCAAUACUACAUGUGCAAAGCUCUGUUGUUGAGGAUGACACUAAAACAGACAAAAAGGUUGAUGAAGGAAGUAUCUCCAUACCAAGCACAACAACUCAACUAUAGAGGUUUGGCUGCCUGAAUAUCUCUUCUGUGGGCAUUAUGGAUGUGUGUUGUUUCUGCAAUGGCAGCAUUCGGUCAUCUUGAGAAGAGGCUUUAAGUCAAUUUCCAAAUACAGAGGCUGAAUACAAAUUCAUUGGUGUUGAAGAGAUUGAUCAAAUACACUUUCUGCUGUUCAUUUUUAAAGUAGACUCAUAUUUGCUGUAACUGUAUGUGGUAAAUGUGGCAUCAUGUUCAGAAUAAUGCAGAAACAGGCAAUGAAACAAACCAUGCAGCCCCCCCCCCCCCCCCCACCCCAUAAGAGUGAAAUUGUCAAUAGGGUGUGUUGUAGCUUCCCUUUUUCUCGUUAGUCAUUUUGAUUCAGCAUUUUCUAUUUAUUUAGUUAGGAAUUGUAUAGUAUUUGAAACCAACAGAUAUUUCAGAACAAGCUUGAUUUGGAUCAUUUCUGUGAAA